This is a messenger RNA of Mucor velutinosus, 1755 nucleotides long. RefSeq lists its product as uncharacterized. The transcript has 9 exons. The record is from RefSeq and is a predicted model, not a curated record. Lineage: Eukaryota; Fungi; Mucoromycota; Mucoromycetes; Mucorales; Mucoraceae. The coding region runs from base 1 to 1755 and encodes 584 amino acids. Gene Ontology annotation, biological process: oligopeptide transport; transmembrane transport. Gene Ontology annotation, molecular function: tripeptide transmembrane transporter activity. Gene Ontology annotation, cellular component: plasma membrane; fungal-type vacuole.
AUGUCAGUUCUUAAAGAGGAUGAUAAAAAGUUUGAGGCAAACUUUGAUGUCACAACAGAAGUCGAAUAUGAAGAUGAUGCCGUCCAAAACGCAUACGAAAACACUGCCAAUUUGCGUCGAGUAGCUGAAGGCAUUCCUCUCGCUGCCUGCUUCAUUCUCGUCAAUGAAUUUUGUGAAAGAUUUGCCUACUAUGGUGGUUCGACACCUUUCCAAAAUUAUGUUCAGAACGGCCCCGGAGAUGAUCCCGCAGGUGAAUUGAAUCGUGGUCAAUCCACUGCCACUGCCUUGCAAAAUUUCUUUACCUUUUUCUGUUACUUUACGCCCAUGUUGGGUGCCAUUGUUGCUGAUGGUUACAUUGGUCGUUAUUGGACAAUUAUCAUUUUCUCCAUUGUGUAUAUGGUUGGCUGGUUAAUUCUCACAACCACCUCCAUUCCCUCCUCCUUGGCAAGCGGAGCAGGUUUCCCAGGUUACGUCGUCGCUCUUGUUGUCAUUGGCUUUGGUACUGGUGGUAUCAAGGGUAUCGUCUCUCCCCUUUGCGCAGAUCAAUACAGAAAAACCGAAAACUAUGUCAAGGAACUUAAGUCUGGUGAGCUCGUCAUGGUCGAUUAUGACCUCAGUAUUCAACACUUGUACAAUUGGGCAAUCAAUGUUGGAUCUUUGCUUGGUGGCGUUAUUUGUCCCCUUUUGGAAUUGAAUGUUGGCUUCUAUGCCGCAUUUUUGUUGCCCACAUGUAUGUUUGCUGUAGCCAUUCUUGUCUUCGUUGCUGGUUCAAAGUUGUACUACAAGCCUGCUGCUACUGAUUCUGUCAUUCUCAAGGCAUGGAGAGUCGUCAAGUUUGCUACAAAGCAAGCCAAGUUACCCGAGAACAAGGAAGCUCGCAAGAGAUCAAAAGAUAUCAUGGAUUUCGCAAAGAGCGAAUCCAACAUCCCCGCUGUCAGUGAAUGGUCACCUGAGACUCGCGAAAAGGUGCAAUGGACUGAUACGUUUGUUGAUGAAUUGAAGCAAGCCAUCAUGGCCUGUAAGAUUUUCAUUCCUUUGUCCAUCUAUUGGGUGUCUUAUAACCAAUUGUCCAACAACCUGCUCUCUCAAGCUGGUGUCAUGAACAAGCCUGCUGGUCUUCCCAAUGAUAUCAUGAACAACUUUGAUCCCAUUGCUCUUAUCAUCUUUAUUCCUAUCACCGAUGGUUUCUUCUACCCCAUGUUGCGCAAGUACAAGAUCAAUUUCGCCAGUCAAAAGCGUAUCACUGUUGGUUUCUUCCUCGGUGCUGCUGCUAUGGUCUAUGCUUCUGUUGUUCAACAUUAUAUCUACAUUGAUGAAUUGUUCAUCUCAUCCGGUGGCAAGCAAUCCAAUGUUAGCGUUUUCCUUCAAAUCCCAUGCUACGUUUUGAUUGCUUUCUCUGAAAUCUUUGCUUCUAUCACAUCCAUGGAAUACGCAUAUACUCAUGCUCCCAAAUCAAUGAAGUCUUUGGUUUCUGCUCUUUCAUUGUGGCCCAAUUGUGUUGCUGCUUUGCUCUCUCUUGCCAUUUCUCCCACUGCUCAUGACCCCAAUAUGACCUACUUGUACGCCGGUGUUGCAGUAGCUGCUUUCAUCACUGGUAUCAUCUACUACUUUGUCUUUAGACACUACGAUGUUAUUGAUGAAGAGGCUCGUCUCAAGAAGAUGGCAGAUCAAGAUGCCGCUGGAUAUCAAAUGGAGGACAAGAUUGCCCCUCCUGUUAUUGAGGCUGAAGCCGAAGCUAUGGAGAAGAUGCAUUAG